Messenger RNA from Acanthosepion pharaonis, 504 nucleotides. The record is from the annotation of a GenBank genome assembly. NCBI's taxonomy places the organism in Eukaryota, Metazoa, Mollusca, Cephalopoda, Sepiida, Sepiidae.
AUGUUAUAUCUAAUCCCGACAAUGCACUCGACUGACAGGCUGUUCACUGGAAGCAGGUGCUGCAUAGGGAGAUAUUCAAAUUGCCUUACAAUCUAUCUAUCUAUCUAUCUAUCUAUCUAUCUAUCUAUCUAUCUAUCUAUCUAUCUAAGGACAGAAUCUAUCUAUCUAUCUAUCUAUCUAUCUAUCUAUCUAUCUAUCUAUCUAUCUAUCUAUCUAUCUAAGAACAGAAUCAAACAGAAUCUAUCUAUCUAUCUAAGAACAGAAUCGAUCUAUCUAAGAACAGAAUCAAUCAAUCUAUCUAAGAACAGAAUCUAUCUAUCUAUCUAUCUAUCUAUCUAUCUAUCUAUCUAUCUAUCUAUCUAUCUAAGAACAGAAUCAAUCUAUCUAAGAACAGAAUCAAUCAAUCUAUCUAAGAAUAGAAUCUAUCUAUCUAUCUAUCUAUCAAUCUAUCUAUCUAUCUCAGAACCAAAUUUAUUUAAGAAUAAAAUUUAUAUAAGAACAUAA